Odontomachus brunneus is the source of this 11219-nucleotide messenger RNA. Its product is annotated as zinc finger and BTB domain-containing protein 7B-like. The transcript has 10 exons. The record is from RefSeq and is a predicted model, not a curated record. NCBI's taxonomy places the organism in Eukaryota, Metazoa, Arthropoda, Insecta, Hymenoptera, Formicidae. Bases 1842 to 3647 code for a protein of 601 amino acids. Gene Ontology annotation, biological process: regulation of transcription by RNA polymerase II. Gene Ontology annotation, molecular function: protein binding; DNA binding. Gene Ontology annotation, cellular component: nucleus.
CCGUGCGUCGAUGUCUGGCGCACAUUCUCGCACGAAGAAUACCGUGAGAUGUGUGUUGUCGACGAUGCCGCGUGCACGUCACAUCACUCAAGCACCCCGUUGAACGAUCGAGAUCGACACGUUACCGCACGCACUGCAUAUGCGACUCCACUCGUAUCCGUUGGGCGAACUCGAACGACGCGAAGCGAGUCGCGAGUAGCGCUGAGAGACGAACGCGAAUCGACACGCGCGCGGACGACCAGAGAAAGAAAGAGAGAGAGAGAAAGAGAGGACGAACGCGUCCGUGUCACGCGAGCCGACGACGAAGGCGUGCGUGUUAAAUAUAGGAUGGAGUUCUACUGCUUACAAGAUCCAUGAGCGCCCCACGGGAUGCACGCAGAUCCUGCGUACGAAUGCUGCUCCUACCAUGCCGGGCAUGAACUUUUCGCCGUGAUCUUAGCGACGGCCCUUCGCGCGCGUCUUCGGCUAACUUCACGUCGAUCAGCCUGAGCGUCCGAGACAAAGAUAGGUGGAGAGAAAGAGAGAAGGACAGAGAUAGGUGAAGAGAGAGAAAGAGAGAGAGAGAGAGAGAAAGAGGACCCAUAGGCCUCGCGUUUUACGACAAAACUUUCGCGAUGAAAUAUUAUGACAGCACUUGGUGCGCUUGUUUAUUCAUAAUUGUUGGAAUAAGUACGCUCAGCUGCACAUUGCUUCAACGUCUCGCUUGGGAUCUCAUUCUAUUUUCGUGUUACGGUGGGAUACCUCGUCACGGGGUAUUACGUACUCGUUGUGCUUAUUACUCACGUUUCGUCGAAUUGGCACGAUGCAUAAUUAUAUUCAAGAGAAAUAUGCGUUGCAGAUAAUAUUAUUAAAAGUUAAUGACAAGAUUUAUAUGUUCCUUCCAAAAAGAUAAUUAAAAUUUAUUAAUUUCAUCAAGUGUCUUUAAUGUGACUGAACACAUUAUUUUCCAACAAGUUUGUUCAAUUUUACUUCCAACGAGUAUCAAAUUUAUUAAAUUAAAUGUUUAUAUUCUCAAAUACUCGUGGAUAUACCUUCGAGAUGAUUUUAUUUCGGGAUAGUAGUCACGCCCUUAUCAAUGAGAAAGAGAGAGAUGAUUAGUCUGUCAUUCGUUUAAUGUUUAACAUGCUAAUGUUUUCUCGCCUUCCAAUUGUCGCUUCUAAUUAAACGUAUCAUUGACACGCGACACAUGUCACGUGAAUUAUCACACAGUUCGACGACGAGCAUUUUUGUCCUUUUGUUUCCGCGUCGAAGCGCGGCCAUAUUUUACAUUGCACACAUACCACGAAGGGGCAUUUGUAAUUACGCAACACGCAUGCACGUGUGCACUCAUAGGAUCGAAGCAUUGUUGCAUGUAGCUUAUUAUUUCCGAAAAUUCGAUACUCGUUUCGUCCGCCGUCAGUUUCAAUAGUCGGCGCGAGAGCGCGCGCUGUCGAUAGUCGAUGCGCCGUAAAUGUGAACUUGCACGAAUGGAUGGCGUCGUCUAGGGACAAUUCGGACGAAGUCGACGCAAUUUACCGCCCGGCAAUUUGAAAUGGGAAUCUCGAAGCUGAUGAUUUGACAUUUUGAUACAACUUCCGCGAGCUCGGUUCACGACCCGCGAACACCGAAUGAUGCAUCUCGCGUCGAGUUUUAUCGUUACGAGUCGAUACCGUAAUAUUAUUCAUACACUGAUAGUGUCAAAGUCUACUCUCAUGGAGAUCAUACCUAUCUCGUCCCGUGCUUUUAAAUAGAAUAAUCGUAAAUUGCUUUUGAAAAUAACAUUGUAGAAUAAAUUUCACCGUUCAUUGUUAAACAACAGCAAUGUAAUCAUUCCAGACAGAACCAGAAAGAAUGUGUUGUGCAUGACAGAGUAUGGAAUAUCUGCACUUUUUACAAUACGCUAUGCAAAUAAAUUGUUUGGUCUGUCUCGACAAGUAAAGAAUAUUAUAUUUAAUCCGGUGGGAAACCUUCACGUGAGAGAAAAGUUCAUUCGACAAGUGAGAACGCUAUUUGAUGCGAACGCUCACUCAUCGGGACAAUAUACUUGUCAGAGGAAUGCUCGUUCACGUAUCGAAUCGCGCCGUUUUGUCACUUUUCGUUCGCGAUAUGACACGCCGUGUGGCGUCGCGUCGUGGCGCGCAGCGGCGCGACCGCCGUUCGCCCGCCUAGAGAAUUUUUCUGUCCGACGACUGGCAACCUGGAUAUCGAUUGUCAUUAUUUAUAUCGUGUUGUUGAAGGGAGUCGAGUGUGUGAAGAGAAUGACGGAUAGCCAGCAGCAGUUUUGCUUGCGGUGGAAUAACUUUCAGGCGAACAUCACGAGCCAGUUCGAGGCGCUGCGAGAUGACGAGGACUUCGUCGACGUUACCUUCGCGUGCGACGGCAGGCGGCUCCAGGCGCACAAGGUCGUCCUUUCAGCGUGCAGCCCUUACUUCAAGGAGUUGUUCAAGACAAAUCCUUGCAAACAUCCGAUAAUUUUUAUGCGGGAUGUAGAGUUCGAGCAUCUACAAUCGCUAUUGGAAUUUAUGUACGCCGGAGAGGUAAAUAUCUCGCAAGCCGAAUUACCUACAUUUCUACGCACUGCUGAAUCUCUUCAAAUUCGUGGCCUCACUGACUCUCAAAAUAAUCAGCACAACAACGAAAAGCAUUUGAAGACAAACAACAUCCACGCAUCGAAUGGCCGUGGUCUGAUCUCGCCAAGCUUUGACGACGAACGUAGUAAAACUCCACCACCUUCGAGCCCUCCACCACUGAAAAGGCUGUGUAAAAGAAGUGAUUCACCUCCAAUUUCUAGUCCAGCACCCACUGUGCCGCCUUGUGCUACGAAUACACCUCGCUCGCGCCCACUUAUCGAGCCUCAAGUUCAGCUCGAUUGUUAUAAAGAUCUCGAUGUUGUUGAGCCAAAAAUAGAAUUACCCGAAUAUGGCAGUGAUGAUGAUUGCUCACCUAAACAGGAAGUUAAUACAUUGCCCAGUGGAUUUCUCAGCCUGGAUGGUGGUAUGGAAGUGUUGCCAUCUUACCCACCAUCUUAUCAAGGAAGCAACGUGGAAGGAGGAAUGCCAGGUCCAUCGCAUGGGAGUACAGAGUUGAAUCAGGAGCAGCAAGCGCGAAGAGUACGUCGUGGUAGACCGCGACUCGGAACCAGGGGUGGCAAACACCUGUCGCCGUCCGUUCACAGAAAUUCACCCUCCAGGAGCGAUUGGCUGCCUUUGGACAUGAGAACGACCCCACCUGCCGCGAUGCCCGCUUUCCGCGGAUUCGAGGAGUCUUCAUCGGAUGGUGUGGUCCAUCUCGGUGAAGGCAUAGCCGUCUGCGAGGAACAAUUAAGGGCCGUCAAGUGGAGCGACUAUCGCAAGUUGACACGUGGAUUAGCGGCGAUACUGUUCAGUCCGACGGAGCUGGCCACAUGCUCUGUUACUGGUCAACGUUGGAGCCGCGCCGGCACAGCUACCGAACGUCCCGUCAAACCUGCCCUUGACAGGGCUAAAGUUCAAGCUAUUAUAUCUUACGUGACGUCGAGGUUUCCGCAAGUGGACGUCAGCAGCGUGAAGCAAGUGUUGGCGUACAAAUGCAAAGAGAAUUCCACCGCCCUCAAGAUGAAAUCUAUACGAUACAUAUGUGAUAGACAAGACACGGAUACGUCACCGCGGGCUGAGCCCGAGGACAAGUGAGAGGGGGCACAGGGUGCGUGCAGGGUGCAGCCCGCCUCUCAGUUUCGUCGCGUCCUCCCGCACCCUCCAUCCGACACGGUCCGCUCCCCGCAACGCUCCCAGAGCCAGCAAGACCACGGCGACCGUCGUAAUAAUAAUAGUAGCAAACAGUACGCCGACCAGCCGCGUCGCAAUCACGCGGAAGAGCACGCGGACGUGGCGUCUACCGCGUCAUCCACGCACGCGGGUCUCGAAGGGCUGGUGCCCCUGCACAUGCUCCACGGCGCGUUUCAUUCCACCCUACGAACGGCGACGGCCUCCUACAUUUAAUUUAGCCGGGCCGCAUCGACCGUGAAGACCCGAUCCCGCAAGGGCGGCGGGACGGCGGAAUCAGGUCUGACGAAAAGAGAGCCAGUCGUUUCGGGUUAGACUGCCGCGAUUACCGUAGGAUACCUAGAACGACUCGACUGUUCGUCUACUUCCCUCUCGCCGUGAAAAAAAAAGAGAGAAAAGAGAUCCGUGGAGAUUUUAAUCGCAAGUGGAGCCGGCUCCUCUUUCUCGCCGGACUUUCCAUGAAGAAAUCUUUCAUGCUGACGUUCUCAACAAACGGUUCGCGAAGCACAAGCACGGUAGAUGAGAUUCGCUGAGUGGUCACCACGUAGGACGAGGUAUGAUCGCGAUGAGCGGUAGACGCGUGCGAACGCGUUUCGAAAGUGAGAAAAAAAAUAAUGCGGGAAGAGCGAGAAUACGCGCGAUUACACGCCCGGGUAAAAAUCAUGCACCGCGACGAAGGUAGCCGCGUUGGAUGGAAUCUUAGAGCGUCGUACUUCCAAUAUACGCUGUCAUUUUUGGAAGCUGCUCUCCGGUUGCUUCCGCGUAGUGAUUAAAAAAUUAUACAUAUACAAAUAUAUUAUAAAUCGCGACCGUGACAGCUCCGGGAAAAGAUUCGUGCACUUUUAGUACGGUCGAAAAAACGUCGUCAACAUCGGAUUAUUACAUGCAACAUGUAACGGCCGAACCGUUACAAGCACUCGAGGUAACAAAAUACGAUAAAGGAUUACUACGAGGAUUAAUACAUGGCUGCGUUCUUGCCUCUUGAAGAAACCGUCCCUUCGUGCGCUCGCGUCCCCUUUCGUCGAUAGGUAAGUCGUGCAUUUUUCUUUUGCCCGCGCAAUAAACAAAAUGAUGGAUCUGUCACGCGUCGCAUACGCAAGGGCGUACAGAGACUUGUGACAGACACGAGACAACGAGAACGAAGACGUGUUGUCCCACGAAGGGACGGUUCUGUGCAAGAUCGCGCGCAUUAGGAGGAUUUAUUUGGUUUUGGCUGUGAGCUACGACCACAUGCGAAGGGGGAGACCCGUGUGGCUAUAAUGAAAGAGAACGCACCUCUAUGGAGGGCGCGUGAUAAAUAGUGAGAAGGCAAUAUUAUAACAAAAAAAAGAAAAAGGAGAAGUAACGUUAUUAUAAAAAAUAGCGAGGUCGGACGGACCAGUCCGAUCCUACCGGGAUACAAGGGUAGACUUUCACAUAGAAUACGCCUAAUAUAAAAAAGUAUAAUAUAUAUAAAUAAAAAAUAUAAUAUAAAUAUAUAUAUUACUAUAUAUUGAGAACAUUAACGAAAUAGAUGAAGUUAUAUAUAUAUAUAUUAUUUGUUGGGAGAGCAUAUUACAUAUAUAUAUAUAUAUUACGCAUAUUUAAUAUAUUUAGGAUAUUUAUUUGUUGAUUUGGUGAUAUAUAUAUAUAAUAUAUGAUUUUUAUAAAGGCUCGCGCGCGCGGCAUGGAGAGGCCGGCCUAGAAAGCGUUUCAAAAAAAGAAAAAAACAAAAGAAAAAAGAAAAAGAAUUCAUAGCGAAGGAUGGACAUGAGUGCAUGCAGAUUUUAACGACGAUAUAUGUAUGUAACGUGAAGUGUUAAAAGUGUUCUCGCACGAUCGCGUCUUUCGUCGAUCUGAUCGUCACAGGUUAGCGUGACGUUACCUCCGCGACGUGCCGAAGCAGUUCGAUAACAAGUGUGAUCGUGCAAAACCGUCUUCUACGGCAUAGAGGUUUUAUCGAUUCUUUCGUCUGACGGAACAAUCUGUUCUUUGUUGAUUACAAGAUCGGUCGACCGAUUAAGCCCGGUUCAGAUUACCUGCGAGACUCUUAACGUCGUCUUAACAACGAAAGCGAUAGAACGUAUUCUUACGACUAUGUGAUAAGCAAUAGCGACGCGAGAAAGAGUUAAUUGUCGAUUUUAACGUCACUGCUGCACCACGAUCCAAUCCUCUCGAUUGAGGAGAGAUGAGGUCAACAUUUUAUCAGAGGAAGUAAUGAGGAGCACACUACGUGAUCGCGCGACUUCAUAUUGUCCGAUAACGACAACUAAUUGAACAGCCUAAAAUAAGAGCAGUUAUUGCUCUUAAUAUAAGAACAGUGUAUCGUUGGCCUAACGUCAUUCGUAUAAUUUAAGUAGUAAUUCAAUUAGUAACGUUAAUUUUUUUUUUCUUUUCUUUUAUCGUCAAGUCCAUUGAUACAAUUAUGUUAUUUUCGUGGUUCAUUUUGGUUUUCACAUUAAUUACACGCGGAUCAGCAGAGCCUGGGGGAUCCUUUUAUUUCCGUUAAAUUUAUCAUGUAUUUUAUUCAUAUAUUUUAUUUAACGUAAAUGUAUAAUGGAGGUAUCCUGUCCAAAAGAGAAGCAGACGGAGGACACUGAAUCGGUCUUAAUUGCGAUACUCAUUGCAGUUUCUUGCAGAAACACGCUCGAAGUGACGAUGCGUGUGUAUAUAUUAGACGUAUUCAUGCAUACACAUCGCGCGCAUUCACACAAUCAUAGGUGCACUCAGUCUCGCUCAAUAAGCUCCCAUAUUUACGGACUUGCACGCAGACAAGAGAUUAUAACGAAAUGGAAAAUUAUUUUUAUUUAUGUAGAUCGUGGUACCCUAUGAGAGAGUUUGAGUUGAUUAUAGUUAGAAAGAUGUAGAGGGAUCUUUUCGCGAACCUCUGGAUCGAGAAUCUUUUGAGGGGAAUUGACAGUUGGGUCAAAAAUAAAUUUCGUUAGUUACCUUAAAGAUUUGGAAAUUUACUUAAUAGAUUAGUAGAAAACUCACUUAAAAGACGUAUUAUCGAUUGCCAUUGUCGAUUCGAUAACAGCAAUUCAAUUCAAAAUAACGUACGCAACAUCGACGCGGGGAGAGGCUUAUCUCGAUCCUUAUUACGUCGUGUUUUACUUAAUACCGUUUAAUCUAUUUUCGAUGUGAUCACCUUUCUCACGACAGUGUCGUGUUUACUUCAGCAAUUUGUAGCCGUUUUGUCGAUGAAACUUCUAUUUUCUCUUCGCGUAUCUCAUAAGCGCUACAUGCCCCUUCGCGCGACCGGUAAAAUCGCAGUUUUGUAACUAUACAUGUGCUUACACACACGCGUUAUAUACAGAAAAGAAAAAGACACGCGACGACACACAGAGGUGGUACUACAUGGCUAACCAACGUUUUGACUCUUCGAUCGUUCACAUAGUCACCCGCCCUCCACCCCAGUAGAAGUAAACGAGCUUGUAAAUAGUCUCCGAUAAUGUGUUAUUACGAUUACAAGAUAACGAUGAUAACACGGUGAGGUACACGCACCGUGAGGAGAGGUUCCUCUCGCGAGAGCGGAGCCUCUCGCAAUUACCAAGCGCCUACGACUAUUAAUACGAUUAGCGUAUCGCUCUGAACAGAGAAUGGACCUCCGUGAGUGCGAUCAGUGAGGGAUAGAAUGACGCGAGCUGUCUAUUCCGAUGGCCGCGCGAGUCCAGUUUUUUCAAGCGGAAUUAAUUUAAGCCGGCAUACGCUCUACACGAGAACGCGUAGGACCUUGGCCAAAAAAUAGCCGAGGCACCUUUGAUCAAUCGUAGGGACACCGUGCCAACGAGGCGUGCAUAAUUUCAGAGUCCACUUCUCUUUUCAGGUCACGAGGGAGUCAAUGUGUGUGCAUACUUACUUGUGUACUAAGCAUACUGUAAACAAAGCUAGUUUCCAACGAAGCAAAUUAAUGAGUCGGAAUCGUUACAACAUUUACACGUAUAGAUAGCUCGCGGAGUACGUUUUAGAAGAAAAAAAAAUACAAGGUAUCGAACGAUGGAGUUAAAUGAGCGAAAGAAAGGAGGAGAGAAAGAGAGCAAGAGUGUGUGUGCGAACGAGAGUUAUGAAAAGAGAAAUAGGAAGAGAGAGGGAGAGCAAGAGAGAGAAAGAGAGAGAGAGAGAGAGAGAGAGAGAGAGUUGACUGGACACAAGUAACAUACUCCAUGCCUUAUAAUAAUAGGUAAUACAAGUAUGCGUAAGAUGCAUAGGUAGAUCUAUUUAAUUAGCGAAUUAAUUGUAAGAUUUAGCGAGACAGAGACCGUAUUGUAUCGGCGCACCUGGCGAUGGGAACUGGAUCCUUGAGGAUCCAACGGGAAAAUGUCUUUAUUCGUCGUGUAAUAGCAUACGAAGACGCGCGUGCGGAGUUUUAGUGAGAUUAAUAAGUUUUUAGGUGAGAUCUUGAAUUCCCAACGCUACGUGCGCGUUAUUGUAGACGACAGAUGUACGCUAAUCGAGGUGUUUGGGCGAACGAAGGCGUGUGAUGACUGAAAUAAGUCAACUGCCCCGCGCAAAUCGCACCUUCUGCCUAUCUUCAAUUACAUAAUUCUGUCAUUUUUAUUUGCGACAUUCUUGAAAUUCCAGCAAAUAUUCGAUGACGUUAAGGAGGAAAUGUAAAAGAACUUGGUGUAAAAUCGAAGAAAUGCUUAAAACAUCGCGGAUUAAAAUGGCGUUUGAGCAACUGUUUGUCUCAUCGUGCGCCUUCGUUCACUUUUAAUUGUAGCGAGUAGGUAGCAUCCCUAAUCGUAGUAGGGAAAGUGAUGCCGCUAAGUCGAACGAUGCUGCGUGAUUUGGUGUAGUUUCGAGUCGCUUUACUACGGGUCAAUGAAGUGAAUGUCGAGGAAUAGACACGUCAAAUGCGCGAUUUGUUGCUUAUUAUAUAUGUGUUCCGGAUCAGUUUUGCGCUCCCAAUUUUACACAGAGAAAAUAUUGUAAUAGAAGUAUCACCUUAAAUUUGUAUUUUUUUUAGAAUGUCCUUUGUAAAGCUGCACUAUACUAAAAUUGUAUAGUAUAAAUUAUUAUAGAAACAUAGUAUAGAAACACAGUAAAUUUCACCAUCUACCUAUGACACAAUAUAAAAAAUAUUCAAAUAAUUACAACAAUUUUGUAGUAAAAAAUGAAACGUGAAUAACAUUUUUAAAUAAAUAUACAGGGUGAGUCGCCUAACGUCAGAUCCUAAAAUAUCUCUAUUGCUUUUUAUAUUAGGAGAAAGUGUGUAAAAAAUAAAUUGUGUGAUUGGAAGGGAUAAAUAUUGUGCCAACCUUUUCGACCGCACAUUUAUUUCUUAUGAUUUGUCCUCCGAUAUAAGAAAACAACAGAACAUAUUUCAGAAUGUAAUGUUAGAUGAAUCAAUCUGUAUAUUUGUUUAAAGUCAAGUAUUUUAAUGCUAGAUACGUUUGACUUUUUACUAUUUUUAUUUGUGUAGUAAUUUCUGCCUCGUCUGGGAUUGCAAAAGUUUUUUUCGCUACAAUAUCUUCUCUGUGUGCCCUCGAUAUUCCAAAUAAUGUCAGUCGGUCGUUCGCACCUGGACCGCGUAAGGUAUUUUCGCGAUGGUUAAACGGUUAAAUUGACAGGUGGUACAAUUUUUUUCCGAUCGAAAGGUUAAGCUUUCACGAUGUUCUCGUCGAAUCGGACAUCGACUGCGCCAUAUGUGCGCUACUGAUUACCGUGCAAUGUCUUCGGAUUUUAUAUAUAUCGGUUGUGUCGCGGUUGAAUGAGCGAUUCAGCGGUGGAUUCGGUCAAUAAUUGUCGGGUGUCUCCCGUGCACACGCGCCGAUAUCAGUUACAAGCAUUAUGUCCAAAGAUAAUAGCAACUCUUACGGUUACCGUGUAACAGAAUACACAUAGAGCGCUUUAUCCCGCAAGCAACGCGUAGUACCUUAGAAACUGUGAGAACGACGACAUACGGGGAGAGACUGCGGUCGUUAAUAUUUAUUUAGAUACGCGAAUUACGAUAGCUGAGUAAGUCAUCGCGGAAAUGGAUGUUUGUCCCUCUCUUUUUUCCCCUCUUCUUUUUAUAGGACCUUACAAGCGCGCGUUUCACUUUCUAGAUGAUUACACGUCUUACUUAUGGAGUGUAGGAGAGCUGGUGGCCGACUUUGCGCGCGCGUUAACGUUGGAUUCACCGGAAAUACGAAAUUCUCACGUUUGGACUAGUUACAUUUUAUUUACCGUUAUUUUUACCAUUUCUCUAUGCACUAUUAACGAGCACGAAAGAGUGACGGCGACGUCUCGCGAUCGCGACGGUGUUAGAUUGCGAUUCCUCGCAAAGUGAACUUCUGACACUGUUUAGAGUUGAAGUAACUCCCCUCUCCGCCACCUCCUAAGAUUAUUUCAUACUCAUAGCAUCGGCGAACGAGUUUCUCUCUGAGGGAGAAGCUCCUCGGGGAACUGCGACAGUCGUAAAUGCAAUUGUCAUCGGGAAAUGUCGUUCGAAGAAUCAGACAACCUACGAAUCGAGAGAUUCUGCGGGAUUAGAACGGUUCCCGGGGAGACCUCGAAAUGGAAACUCUCCCGUUCGUCGGGAGAAGUAGCGUCACGUGGUGAUAUUUCUUAACAGCUUAUAAAUAUUCGUCUUGUUCGUCAGUCGUGUUCUGCGUCUUACGUUGCAAUGGAAAUCUCUACAGGCGGAAAUGACGAAAAUUGUCACGCACGUGUGGCAACUUCUUUGCACAUUGCAAUCGCUCCAAUUUGACGUUUCGCCGCGGCAUUCGUAAGGAGACAAAUAUCAGAGACCUUCUAUAAUAAGUAAGCAGUAAGAUAUAAGCAAUAAGAAAGUUGACCAAUCAUCAUUGAUUAAACUAUCAAAUAAUCCACUAUGACUGGUGAAUUUACUUAUUGUUUACAUCUUAUUGUCUACUGUAGAAGAUUUGUCAGCGUGAGGCGCCGAUCGUCCGAUUCUGUCCGGUAUGUUUCGAUCUUUUCACUUUAACGAACAGUGUCGCUACGUGCGUUCGGUUUUCUACGCUUUCUUUCUUUUUUUUUUUUUUUCAGGGAUUACUUUGGUUAGAUAGACGGUGAAAGGUGAAUGCAACUUAGAUGCACUAUAAUCCUUAGAGUAAUAGCAGAUUCUGCGAUGAGGAGUAUUCCGCUGGACGGCUCGUGAAACGCGUUUACGCAAUAAUAGAUUAAUAAGUAGGAGAGCGCAGGAAUGUUCACACACACACACGUAUAUAUAUAUACACACACAUACACACAAACACCCACGCGUGAGCGCGUCUCUCGAUGAUACGCGUCCCGACGAGACGAUGGUCGAGAGGCAUCGUGAUCCACGUGACGCGAAGCUUUCCUUAAAACCGACGGCAAUAUCGUCGAGGGUAUCCUCUUCGGAGAUCGAGCUCGGUUAGGACGCGCGAUCGAUCUCCGAACAAUGAUCCUGCGAUUGUGAUACGGCUGUAAUAAUCGUCAGAUCGUCUUAAUACGUUAGCGCGGCUUACUAUUCUGAUUUGUUGUGUCAUUUCGAACAUCUGUGUUAUUUUUAAUAAAUCCAUGGAUUAUUUUGUU